CAAGUUGCGACGCACCGACAUGGCGUUUGUUUCUGUUUGCUAAAUUUGAACUAAUUGAGAAAUAGAAUAAAUUUGGCUUCUUAGAAUUUUUAAAAAACAAAAGCAAGUGUUAUCCGAACCGUGGCAGUUGCCUUUUUUUUCCAAUGCGUCCACUAUGAGCGGAGGUUUAGCACCAAGCAAAAGCACAGUGUAUGUGUCCAACUUGCCUUUUUCUCUGACGAACAGCGACCUGCACAAGUUAUUCACUAAAUAUGGAAAAGUCGUGAAGGUCACAAUUGUCAAGGAUAAGCACACUCGCCAGAGUAAAGGAGUGGCGUUUGUUCUCUAUCUGGACAGGGAAUCAGCUCAUAACUGCGCCAGAGCGAUUCACAACAAACAGUUAUUUGGCAGGACAGUAAAAGCCAGCAUUGCCAUCGACAAUGGGAGAGCAGCUGAGUUCAUAAGAAGACGGAACUACACAGACAAGUCCAAAUGCUAUGAAUGUGGGGAUGUUGGACAUCUGAGCUACGCAUGCCCCAAAAACAUGCUGGGAGAGAGGGAACCUCCAAAGAAAAAGGAAAAGAAAAAGAAAAAAAGGACACAAGAGCCUGAGCAUGUUGAAGAAGAUGAAGAAAGUGAAGAAGAAGGAGAGGAUCCAGCUUUAGAUAGUUUAAGUCAAGCCAUUGCUUUUCAGCAAGCCCAUAUGGAGGAAGAGGAGAUAAAACGGAAGAGGCAGGCUGAAGAGGACAGUGCUCGUGCUUCCACAUCCUCGGACUCAAAGAAACCAAGGAUCAAAAAGAGCGCAUACUUCAGUGAUGAGGAGGAGCUCAGUGACUAAUGACUUGCAUGCGCAGAUAUUCAUGUUUUUUUAAACAGUUAUUAUCGGGUGGAAGAGAUGCACACCAUCUGUCAGAUUUGUCUUUUUUUAUUGAAAUCUAAUUCUGUGUAAUUUAUGGAUUGAACAUUUACAGGUUGUUACUACUUCCUUUCUUUCAAUAAAGGAAAUUUACAAUUUUUAACAAAGAUAUGUACUGUAUUUAUUUGAAAAAGAGACAAUGCUGUGACUGUGGUUUAAAAUGUUCAGAAACUUUAUACAGUAACCUGAAACUGGUUCUUCAGUUGGAAUUUGGCUCCAAUAAAAUUCAGUUGUCUGCAUGAAAUGGGGAUGAUCAGGCUUAUCUGAUUUGAGAUGUUUGGUGCACCUGCUUUACUUUAUCA
Molecule: messenger RNA, 1197 nt
Organism: Menidia menidia (Atlantic silverside)
Lineage: Eukaryota; Metazoa; Chordata; Actinopteri; Atheriniformes; Atherinopsidae
Source: the annotation of a GenBank genome assembly